Messenger RNA from Condylura cristata (star-nosed mole), 3848 nucleotides. RefSeq names its product component of oligomeric golgi complex 6 (gene COG6). The transcript is spliced from 19 exons. Bases 107 to 2080 code for a protein of 657 amino acids. Gene Ontology annotation, biological process: intra-Golgi vesicle-mediated transport. Gene Ontology annotation, cellular component: COG complex. The record is from RefSeq and is a predicted model, not a curated record. NCBI's taxonomy places the organism in Eukaryota, Metazoa, Chordata, Mammalia, Eulipotyphla, Talpidae.
GCGCACGCGCGACUUCUUAUGCACAUGCGCAGUUCUCGCGGUGCCGGCGCUCUUCGUCUAGGGUUGAGGUGGCGGCUUUGAAGCCGGAGGCGGGGCGAGCGGCGCUAUGGCUGAGGGCAGCGGGCAAGUAGUCACAGUGCCGCCGAGCGGGGCUGCCAACAGCCAAAACAAUGGGGCUGGAGGGACCUCGGCGCAGACCAACAACCCGCUGUCGCGGAAGCUGCAUAAGAUCUUGGAAACGCGGCUGGACAACGACAAGGAGAUGUUGGAAGCUCUCAAGGCACUUUCAACCUUUUUUGUUGAGAAUAGUUUGCGCACUCGAAGAAAUUUACGUGGCGAUAUCGAACGCCGAAGUUUAGCCAUCAAUGAAGAUUUUGUAAGCAUUUUCAAGGAGGUGAAGGAAGAGCUUGAAAGUAUAAAUGAGGAUGUUCAAGCAAUGAGCAGUUGUUGUCAAGAUAUGACAAAUCGCCUCCAGGCUGCAAAGGAACAGACUCAAGAUUUGAUAGUAAAAACCACUAAACUUCAAGCUGAAAGUCAAAGGUUAGAAAUCAGAGCACAAGUUGCAGAUGCCUUCCUAGCAAAGUUCCAGCUAACUUCUGAUGAAAUGAGUCUUCUCCGAGGUACUAGAGAAGGCCCUAUUACUGAGGAUUUUUUCAAAGCAUUGGGAAGAGUAAAACAAAUUCAUAAUGAUGUCAAAGUUCUCUUACGUACAAACCAACAAACAGCAGGUUUAGAAAUUAUGGAACAGAUGGCUUUGCUUCAAGAAACAGCUUAUGAAAGGCUUUACCGAUGGGCUCAAAGUGAAUGCAGAACAUUGACACAAGAAUCAUGUGACAUAUCUCCAGUAUUAACUCGGUCAAUGGAAGCCCUGCAGGACAGGCCUGUUUUAUAUAAAUACACUUUAGAUGAAUUUGGAACAGCUCGAAGAAGUACAGUUGUUCGUGGAUUCAUUGAUGCUCUUACAAGAGGAGGCCCAGGGGGUACACCUAGACCCAUUGAAAUGCAUUCUCAUGACCCUUUGAGAUAUGUAGGGGAUAUGCUGGCUUGGUUACAUCAAGCUACUGCUUCUGAAAAAGAACACCUUGAAGCUCUCUUAAAGCAUGUAACUGCACAAGGUAUUGAAGAUAAUAUUCAAGAAGUUGUUGGACAUAUCACUGAAGGUGUAUGUAGGCCUCUAAAGGUUCGAAUUGAACAAGUAAUAGUUGCUGAGCCCGGUGCAGUAUUACUAUAUAAAAUUUCUAACCUCCUCAAAUUUUACCACCAUACAAUCAGUGGCAUUGUUGGAAAUAGUGGGACUACUCUGUUGACUACCAUUGAAGAAAUGCACUUGCUCAGCAAAAAAAUAUUCUUUAAUAGCUUGAGCCUUCAUGCAAGUAAAUUAAUGGACAAGGUUGAACUCCCACCACCUGAUCUUGGGCCAAGUUCUGCAUUAAAUCAGACACUCACAUUAUUGCGUGAAGUUUUGGCAUCUCAUGAUUCUUCAGUUGUACCAUUAGAUGCUCGUCAAGCUGAUUUUGUGCAGGUAUUAUCAUGUGUCUUAGACCCUCUCCUCCAGAUGUGUACUGUAUCAGCCAGCAAUCUAGGCACAGCUGACAUGGCCACAUUCAUGGUCAAUUCAUUGUAUAUGAUGAAGACAACAUUAGCUCUCUUUGAAUUCACUGAUAAACGUCUGGAAAUGCUACAGUUUCAGAUUGAAGCACAUUUGGACACACUUAUAAAUGAACAAGCUUCUUAUGUUUUAACUAGAUCAGGCCUGAGUUACAUCUAUAACACUGUACAGCAACAUAAGCCAGAACAGGGUUCUUUAGCCAAUUUGCCCAACCUAGAUUCGGUAGCAUUGAAAGCAGCAAUGGUUCAGUUUGAUCGUUAUUUAUCAGCCCCAGACAACCUGUUAAUGCCACAGCUGAACUUUCUUCUAAGUGCUACAGUGAAAGAACAGAUCAUAAAACAGUCAACAGAAUUAGUCUGCAGAGCCUAUGGUGAAGUGUAUGCAGCUGUGAUGAAUCCAGUCAAUGAGUACAAAGAUCCAGAGAGCAUUCUACACCGAUCACCACAACAAGUGCAGACUCUCCUCUCCUGAUCAUCUCCUUUGAAUGUGUUUGCAAAAUAUUGCACCUCUACAGGUUUUCUUAUUUUUUAGUUUAUUAUCUUUAUUUUGAAAUUUGAUGGUUGCUUUUCAUUGUAUCAUAAGAUAGUAGGAUCAAUAAUUUUUUACUUUGAUCAAAAUAAUGUGGAAGUAAGUUAACAUGUUGAUCUGAGUUACUCUUGUUUUAUACCUAUUCUCUCUAAAAGGUAUUCUUUUCUCUGUUAGCUACUUCUGGAGCUCUGUAGUCCCUGCUGUAUUCUGGAAUAUAAAUGUAUGGAAGAAUAUAGUAUAUAAGUUUGAGGAAUAUUUUUAUAAGACUAGUUCUAAUAUAACUGUACAUAAAAAAUUUGCCCAAACUUAUGAAUUAAUAUGAAGAUAAAACCUAAUAAAUAUCUCUUUACCUGAUGAUUCAUUUACUUUCUUAUUGUUAAUAGGAGUGAACAUACUUAAAUGAAAGAACAGAUAUAUAGACUUAUUUAAAAGGGAAAAAAAGAAUCUGAAAAGUGAGAUUUUACUCUUUAAGAUGGAGUUCAGUACUUCGGAUAGGUCUUAGGAAUAUAAGAAUCCUGUGCUUCAUGAAGGCUGGAAUGUAAAAGUAGAUAUUUGUUAUGCUGUGUGGGCUCUAAAUCCAACCAACUGCAAGUUCUGUGCAGUGUUCAAACCAAAGAAUGUUCAAACAUGAAGAAAAUAUAUCAGUGUAGCAGUUGCUAAUUGACAGUACGGCUAUUCCAUGAAGAACCCUUUAAAAAGAAUGAUUUGAGCUCUGAUUUUGGAAUUUUACUUCUAAGAUUUACUUCUAAGAGCAACCACUGUUGCUCUUAUUUUUACAAAAUAAAUCUCAAUGUGUUUGAUGUGACUUUACUUUCAUAGCAAAAUUAUUGCUAAAAUGCCAGAGUUUCUGGUAAAUAUAUUAAAAGGAAUUAAGUUCCUAACUAAAUUAUAAAUAAGAAAACUGGGGCAUAAUGAAAAAACUAGCCUAAAAUAUUUUGAAAAGUAGUAAGAUAAAGUUAAUAUUUAUAGUAGAUUAUUAUAUAACAAAUUUGUAUUUAUAGAACAUGUUUAUUGAUCUGUGUGAAAUUUAUAUACCAAUAUGACUCUGUCAUAUCUGUCAUAUUGGUGCAAUAGUGAUUACAUAUUACCUGUUUUGGUAUAAACUUUCAGUGAAGGUUUUUCCUCCAGUGAAUUUGUAUGAUAUAAAAAGUAGAAAAUAAAGUAUGAUAAAAAUAAAGAACUUUAUAUGAUUUAUUUUUAUUGUGAAAAAAAGAUUGCUACCUUAUCAUUAGUGAAUUGUUUUGUGAUCUAGGAAAAAAGGCUGCUUGACUUUUAGUCUUUUUAAAUUAUUAAACUAGUUCUAGAGCAAUGAUGACUGCAGUAUUUUAAAUUCUUGAUUUAGUUUUUAGAAAACGUACUCAUAAAAAGGAGGCACUAUAUAGGACCAAAUAAGAUAGUAAUGGAAGAUUGAUCAGAAUGUAGUGUUAAUAUGACCUUAAGCAUUAAGCAAAAUAAAGACUGUAAGCCUUAAUACCUUGACAUGACAUGUACUUGCUAUAUACUCAUAGUUUGCUUUUUGAAUUGUUUUGUUAGGGCUUAAUGAUAUCUUCACAUAAUGAGCGUUUGUCCUUUAGAGGGAGAAGGGCUUUGCCUGACAAACCCUUCUCUGAACUUUUCCAUAUCUUUCCCUGUGCCUGUACAGGAUAGGGCUAUUCUUAUGUGUGUGUUAUGGUAUCUCAGUUGCAUUUUUCUGACAAUAAAUGUUUCCAUG